This is a messenger RNA of Phasianus colchicus (ring-necked pheasant), 2037 nucleotides long. It is a transcript of the gene BRAP, whose product is annotated as BRCA1 associated protein. Gene Ontology annotation, molecular function: ubiquitin protein ligase activity; zinc ion binding; nucleic acid binding. NCBI's taxonomy places the organism in Eukaryota, Metazoa, Chordata, Aves, Galliformes, Phasianidae. Gene Ontology annotation, cellular component: cytoplasm. The record is from RefSeq and is a predicted model, not a curated record. Gene Ontology annotation, biological process: Ras protein signal transduction; protein ubiquitination.
UGAGAGGGCAGAGGUGCGCGAGGCGGAAGCGGCGCUCAGUCUCCGUCGGGCGGGGAGCGCGGCGCGGCGGGCCCCGCGGUGCCGGGCCCAUGAGCGUGUCGCUGGUCGUGAUCCGCCUGGAGCUGGCCGAGCUCUCCCCGCUGCCCGCCGGCUUCGCCUACAGCGCGGCCGCUCCGGAGAUGGCCGCGGAGAGCAGCGGGGCGAUCCCGGCCUGCUUGGAGGGGAAGGGCCCCGGCGAGAGGGCGGCCAUCCUGCACCAGCACCUGGGCCGCAGGGAGAUGACCGACAUCAUCAUCGAGACCAUCCAGCCGCGGGCAGAUGAAGCAAAAGCUGCCGUGGAAGCGAGAAAAUCUUUAGAGGCUGCGUCGUCUGAGGACAAAACUAAACAGGAUGAUCAGAACAAAGAGUGUGAGGCUGCUCCAGACUCGCCUUCAAAACAGCUCCCUGACCAGAUUUCCUUCUUCAGUGGGAAUCCAUCGGUUGAAAUCGUUCAUGGCAUUAUGCAUCUGUACAAAACAAACAAGAUGACCUCUCUAAAAGAAGACGUGAGGCGCAGUGCCAUGCUGUGUAUCCUCACAGUCCCUGCCACGAUGACCAGUCACGACCUGAUGAAGUUUGUGGCUUCCUUCUAUGAAGUUAUUGAGCACAUGAAAAUCAUCCGAGACUCCACUCCCAACCAGUACAUGGUGCUGAUAAAGUUUAGCUCCCAGGCUGAUGCAGAUAGCUUUUACAUGGCGUGCAAUGGUCGGCAGUUCAACUCCAUAGAGGAGGAUGUUUGCCAGCUCGUGUACGUGGAAAGGGCUGAAGUCUUCAAAUCAGAAGAUGGGGCCAGCCUGCCUGUGAUGGAUCUGACAGAGCUCCCAAAGUGCACGGUGUGCCUCGAGAGGAUGGAUGAGUCUGUGAACGGGAUUCUUACCACUCUGUGUAACCACAGCUUUCAUAGCCAGUGUCUGCAGCGGUGGGAGGACACCACGUGUCCUGUCUGCAGAUACUGCCAAACGCCAGAGCCAGUGGAAGAGAACAAAUGUUUUGAGUGUGGAGUUCAAGAAAACCUCUGGAUCUGUUUGAUAUGUGGGCACAUAGGCUGUGGCCGGUAUGUGAGUCGCCAUGCCUACAAGCACUUUGAGGAGACCCAGCACACCUAUGCAAUGCAGUUGACCAACCACAGAGUCUGGGAUUAUGCUGGAGAUAACUACGUCCACCGACUGGUUGCAAGUAAAACUGAUGGGAAGAUAGUUCAGUAUGAGUGCGAGGGAGAUAUGUGUCAGGAAGAGAAAAUUGAUGCCUUACAAUUAGAGUACUCAUAUUUGCUAACAAGCCAGCUGGAAUCACAGAGAAUCUAUUGGGAAAACAAGAUUGUCCGAAUAGAAAAGGAUACAGCUGAAGAGAUUAACAACAUGAAGACCAAAUUUAAAGAGACCAUUGAGAAGUGUGACAGUCUGGAACAGAGGCUGAAUGACUUGCUCAAAGAAAAGCAGUCUGUCGAAAGGAAGUGUUCUCAGCUGAAUAACAAAGUGGCUAAGCUUUCCAAUGAGCUGAAGGAGGAGCAGGAACUGAAUAAGUGUUUGCGAGCAAAUCAAGCCUUGCUUCAGAACAAGCUAAAGGAAGAGGAGAGAGUGUUAAAGGAAACCUGUGAGCAGAAGGACCUGCAAAUCUCAGAGAUCCAGGAGCAGUUGCGAGAUGUCAUGUUCUACCUAGAGACGCAACAGAAAAUCAAUCACCUCCCAGCUGAGACCCGGCAGGAGAUUCAGGAAGGACAGAUCAACAUUGCGGUGGCUUCUUCUGCCAGCUCCUCCACGGGGGGCACAGGCAAGCCUUCUUCCCGGAGAGGCCGUGGCAAGAGGGGUAAAUGAAGAUCAGAAUGCUGCUCCCAUGCUGAACCUGGCCAUGCUUGUGGUAGGCCAGGCCCAGCCCUCGGACUCCAGUUGGGAAUGCCUAGUUCAGUAAAGCUCAGCUAGAAAUUGUCUUCAGAGCUUCUCAUAAAACUGGCUGCCAGUCACUGGAGGUGUCUGUGGUAUUUAAAAGCAUUUCACUGCA